AUGUAAUAAAACUAAUAAAAAGUAAGUUUAAACUUCAACUGUACAGGCUUAAACGGAAGUGACGGUUCUUUCACUUCCUAUUUAAAAAUAUACAUAAACGAAAACAAAGGCGAAUUCUAGUUCCUUGGUCAAACAGACGUAAUGAAAAGAGAUCCUCAUCCGAAAUUCGCAAAAAUAUUCUAUACCCUUUUUUAGCUUACAAAAAUAUAAAACAUCAGAAUAGAAGUAUGGGAAGUCCACACUAUUGGAAAAGACACUCUUUACGGUCAAGUAAACACUACUCUUGUUGAUAUUAUAAUCGAUCUUACAAAUAACUUCACAUUAAGCGUCGUUUGUCCUAAUAAGAUAGAUAAAACUGGUUAAAUCCACAUGAGAGCAGGAAACGUAGGUACAAACUGUGUCUAAUGGACCUGGGCAGGCCGUAAAUUGAAAAAUAUGGAUACAUUUUCCAAAAGCGAUCCUUUCCUAUAAUUCUUCUACUUAAAUGAUAAUGGAGAAAAAAUUUUCGUAGGCCAAACAGAAACAAUAAUGGAUAAUAAUGAGCCUGUUUGGAAACCUUUCGAAAUGUCCUUAAGUACACUUUGUAUGAGUGAUUUAAAUAGAAAAUUCUAAAUAGAUGUCAGAGAUUGGGAAUAAUCCGAAAACUAUAAAACUAUAGGUUCAGUAAAGACUACAAUAAAUGAAUUAUUAGAAAAAUAAGGAGCCCAAUUAGAAAUUAUAGAUAGUAAAAACUCAUUUGGGGGCCAUUUAAGUUGCACGCACGUAACAGUCUCAAAGCCUUGUUUUGUAGAUUAUAUAAUGGGUGGUUAAUAAAUUAAUGUUAUUGCAAAUAUAGACUUUACUGCUUCUAAUGGAGAAUAUUCAGACCCUAAUUCAUUACACUGUUAAGAUCUAAAGAAAAACUAAUACUUAAUUACUUUGAAGGCUAUUACUAAUAUUCUCUUGGCUUUCGAUUAUGACAAAAGAAUCGAAUUGUUCGGUUUCGGAGGUGUACCUUAAUAUCCCAAUUUCAAAAGUUAUGAUACUGAUCAUUGCUUUCCUUUAACUGGAGAUCAUAAAAAUCCAUCCGUUUUGGGAUUAGAUGGUAUUUUAAAUGUGUAUUAAGAAUCUUUAAAAAACGUAACUUUAUGCGGACCAACCCUUUUCGGACCUUCUUUGAAAAAAGGUAUGGAAAUAGCCAAAUAAAAUGCCUAAAAAAACAUUUAUACUAUAUAAUUAAUCCUCACUGAUGGUGUAAUUGACGACUUCGAAGAAUCUUAAAGAUUAUUAUCUAUGGGAGGUUCUCUACCCUGGUCAGUAAUAAUAGUUGGUGUUGGAAACGACAGAUUCGAAUCUAUGAAAGCUUUAGAUGGGCAUGAUGUUAAAACUUAAGCUGAUGGAGUUUAAUUAAAAAGAGAUAUUUGUUAAUUUGUUAAAUUCUAAGAUUACUAAAAUGAUCAUCAAGAACUCGUAUAGUAGGUUUUGGCAGAAAUUCCUAACUAAUUCCAAAGCUAUAAAUUAGCUAAAAAAGAAUAUGUUAUUACAGCUAAACCAGUCCAUACUGCUAUUUCUUCAGAUGUUAAAGUUGUAGCUAAUUAAGUAGGAGGAUAUUAAGGUAAUGCAUAUAGUCAUUGUACUUAAAGUAAUUAUGUUUGUGGAUCUAGUUAUUCUACUAAUACUGUUGUUAAAACAACUAUUACUACUACUAAGGUUACUUAUAAAGUAGAAUAAGCAGAAUGAGUCAAUAUUUUUUUUUACAUUAUUUAAAUUGAUUUAUUUAUAAAUAUUUUAAUCUUAUUCGUAUUUAUUAAUUAAAAAAAAUUAAGCUUAUAAUUUUUUUGUGAAUGAAUUAUUUAAAUAUAUUAUUAUUUUAAAAACUAUUUUAUAUUUUUUAUUG
Messenger RNA from Ichthyophthirius multifiliis, 1876 nucleotides. RefSeq lists its product as hypothetical. The record is from RefSeq and is a predicted model, not a curated record. Gene Ontology annotation, cellular component: plasma membrane. Gene Ontology annotation, biological process: cellular response to calcium ion. Gene Ontology annotation, molecular function: calcium-dependent phospholipid binding. Lineage: Eukaryota; Ciliophora; Oligohymenophorea; Hymenostomatida. The transcript has a single exon.